Messenger RNA from Pelmatolapia mariae (spotted tilapia), 3421 nucleotides. RefSeq lists its product as uncharacterized. Bases 52 to 1050 code for a protein of 332 amino acids. Gene Ontology annotation, molecular function: transmembrane signaling receptor activity. The transcript has 7 exons. The record is from RefSeq and is a predicted model, not a curated record. Gene Ontology annotation, cellular component: plasma membrane. Lineage: Eukaryota; Metazoa; Chordata; Actinopteri; Cichliformes; Cichlidae.
GGUUUGAAGUGAAGAAGAAGAGAAGCAGCAUUAAACCAUCAGAGCUCUGAGAUGAAACACACUUUGUUCUGCUUCAUCUUCCUCACACUUCAGGAUGGAAACACUGGUUUGGUCAAAGCACAAACUCUCCUUCGUACAGAAAAGGAAGGAGGAAACAUCACAGUUGCAUGCAACUUUUAUUUGUCUGGAAGCAGGAAACUCUUCUGUAAGGAAAAAUGUGAAAAUGGAAACAUUCUUGUGGAAACAUCUGAUGAUGCAGCUCAGAACGGCAGAUACAGCAUUAAAUAUGAAAACAAAGGUGUUACCUCAUCUGAUAUUAUGUAUGUGAGCAUCACACAGCUGAAACAGUCUGACUCAGGACGGUACAGGUGCUCUUUGGACAGAGUCUUGUUGACAGAUGGAAACGAUGAUUUUGAGCUGAUUGUCACAGAAGCUUCAACCACUUCAACACCAAACGGGACUCUGAGACCUUUUUCAGCUUCAGUGUUUCUCUCAUCAGCCUCCACACCACCAACAACACAGAGUUUAAGCUCAACUUCAGGAAGCUCCACACCUUCAUCAGCCUCCUCUGGAAGUUCAGAUGUGCUGAUUUAUGUGGGUCUGAUUCUGGUCGUUAUGAUCAUCGUCUUAUCAGCAGCUCUGCUGAUUUUCUACAUGAAGAGCAGGACCACUAAACCCAGAGGACCUCCUGUGGAAACAGACACAGAGGUCAACAGGUUGUAUGAAGAGAUCAGAGAGUGUGACAUAGCGAGCAGGUCACCUCCUGUAGAAGUGUCUUCAGUUUAUGAUCACCCCAAAGGCCCCCGUUCAGGUGGAGAUGAAAGCGGAGGCAUCUACAGCCUCGUCACCUCUGCUCAGAACAACGUUGAAGACAGCUCACAAAGUCUCUGUUACUCUGAGGUGGAUUUUUCCCACAGUCCUGACACAAACGGCGCCCCCUGUGGUAAGACAGCUGAUGUUGUCUACUCCACGUCUUCAGAGGACCUCAGCACCACCAACCACACCGAAGAUGCUUCACCUCCUCUGUACUCUACUGUUACAUCAGUAUGAACUACAUCAGUACUUAAGCUAUGGAUGAAGUCUUAACUCUCUCAGUGGACAACAGCUCAACACAACUGAUACAAAAGCUUAUUUAUUUUUCUGCUUUUGACAUAUUUUUAAGUUAAACGUGGAGUCAGCUCAGGAUAAAGUGACUUUUAUUUUAGCUUAACAUUCAACUAAAGAAUGUUGCAAUACCACAGUUAAAAUAGCAGAUGUUAGCAUUAUGGUAUGAUGCUACAGCACAGAUUCAGUAAAAAGAGAACUGUGCAUUUUGGAAAGACUUCCAGCCUCCUGUACUCGUCUCUGGAGUAUUCCAUCAUUGCAUUUAGCAGUUGACUUGGCAGAAAGUUAUUGUACAGACCGCUGUGUGAGGAUUAAUGUGCAGAGUGAUUAGGUCAGCCCGGAAGUUUCACCUCUUUCAGAUGACGUUUAGCUGAGAAAAACCACAGCAUGCAGAUAAAUAAACUACUUCAUGUGGUGUUAUUAUGACUGAUUGUUUCACUCUUCACAAGUCAAUCAUAGCAGACCCAAAUAUAGCAGAAAUAGAUUUUCAGCCUUCUGUACAGAGGACAAAAAUGGGUUAUUAUAGCUAAUUUUUCAUGCAUGACAGAAUAGUUUUAUAUUGUGCCCUCAUUUCCAUUCCGAAGCUUAAAAAUCACACAAAGUUGAAAAAACAACUGGAUAUACGGCGGGCGGUCCUCUACCAGAGGCCUCGGAGCUUGAGGGUCCUACGCAGAUCCAUCUUUGCUGUUUCAGGACCGCGCUCUUCUGGACAGAGAUCUCAGAUGUUGUUCCUGGGAUCUGGUGGAGCCACUCCUAGCUUGGGAGUCACUGCACAGAGCGCUCCGAUUACCACUGGGACCACUGUUACCUUCACCCGCCACAUCUUCUCGAGCUCUUCUCUGAGCCCUUAAUACUUCUCCAGCUUUUUGUGUUCCUUCUUCCUGAUGUUGCUGUGAUAUUGCUAUAUCACUAUGGCCGUCUUUCUCUGCUUGUCCACCACUUUUCUGUCCGGCCAUCCCCAUUUGUCUGUCUGUAUCUGGAAAUCCCACAGGAUCUUAGCUCGGUCAUUCUCCACCACCCUAGGGGGGCAUCUUCCAUUUUGACCUCAGGACUUUCAGGCCAUACAGAUGUUCCUGUAUACUAUUCCGGUCACUUGGUUAUGGCAUUCCAUGUAUUCCCUUCCUGCUAGCAUCUUGCACCCUGCUGUUAUGUGCUGGAUUGUCUCAGGGGCAUCUUUACACAGCCUGCACCUGGGCUCUUGCCUGGUGUGAUUGUUCCUGUGCUGCUCUAGUGCCUCUGUGCUGUCUUUCAGUCCAGCUUUGUCCAGCCACUGGUUGCAUGUCAGCCACUUCCUCUAUCUGCUGGUGGUACAUACCGUGCAGGGCCCUAUCCUGCCAAGAUGGUCCCUCCUGUUCCUUGGGUUUCUGCUGCCUGAGGUGUUCACUGAGCAUGUGGUCAGUUGGCUCCUUUGGCCAGCUUAUUAUACCAGCUGGGUACCUGAUCACGGGCAGGGCGUAGGUGUUGAUAGCCCGGAUCUUGUUCUUACCGUUCAGCUGACUCCUCAGGACUUGCCCGACCCUCUGCAGGUACCUGGUGGUUGCAGCUUCCCUAGCGGCCUCUCCAUUGUAUCCAUUUGGUUGUGGGAUUCCCAAAUACUUGUAGCUGUCCUCGAUGUUUGCAGUGUUGCCCUCUGGUAGUGCUUCAGUGAAUCGAUGUCUCAUCCACUCAUACAGCUUGAUGUUAUCCAGGUAGAGGAUGUGCUGACGAUUGCUCCAUUCUGUAGUCGGUAUCCGUAGCCAGUCUUGUCAAUGAUCUCACUGAGGGGGUUCAGGCCUAUGCAGAACAGCAGUGGGGACAGAGUAUUUCCUUGGUAGACCCCACACUUGAUGGUGACAUGCUAUUGGCUUGAAGUAGGCCUCCAGUGUUGUACGCCACAUCCCCACUGAGUUCCUGUUGAUCUUGUACAAUUCUAGGCAUUCCAGGAUCCAGGUGUGGGGCAUCCAGUCAUAGGCCUUCUUGUAGUUAAUGGGGGCAGUGCACAGGUUGGUGAGCCUGGUCUUGCAGUCUUGGGCGACUGUUCUGUCUACCAGUAACUGCUGUUUCACUUCUCUGGUAUACUUGCCAAGUCAUUUCUGUGCCCCGCUCAUGUUAGCCACUGUGACGCCUGACAGGAGCUUCCAUGUAGUAGUCGGAGAUAUAUACUGAAAUAUUUAGCUGCCGUGGAAUCACAAUGUAUAUAGUUAUUGUGUCACAUGUAUCAGAGUGUUUUGAUUGUUUUUCCUUUACAUACUUGUUGUUUAAAUAUUAAACUGCAACAAACUAGCAUUCACUUUAUUCCCCAACCCAACCCCCCCCCAAAAAAAACAAAAAAGAAGAG